Molecule: messenger RNA, 1005 nt
Organism: Zingiber officinale
Lineage: Eukaryota; Viridiplantae; Streptophyta; Magnoliopsida; Zingiberales; Zingiberaceae
Product: ethylene-responsive transcription factor ERF034-like
Exons: 2
Coding region: 1-1005 (334 amino acids)
Biological process (GO): regulation of DNA-templated transcription
Molecular function (GO): DNA-binding transcription factor activity; DNA binding
Source: RefSeq, a predicted model, not a curated record
AUGGUCCACGCCCGAUUCGCGGCUUACGUCGUGUCUCGAGCGCUUUCGUCGGCGCUGAGGUCACCUUCGACGCGGUCGCGCGGCACUUUAAAUACCGCGCGCACCGCUGUCUCUCGAAUGAAGCCCGAGAGUGACAAGGCGGCGGCGGCGGCUGUGGAGAAACAGAGGAGGAGAAGGAGUAGGGGAGAGGAGGAACAGAGGAGUGGCGGCUCAGGCGAGGUACGGUACUUGGGGGUGAGGAAGAGGCAGUGGGGGAAGUGGGUGUCGGAGAUCCGCCUCCCGCGGAGCCGGGAGAGGAUAUGGCUCGGUUCUUACGACGCGCCGGAGAAGGCCGCACGGGCCUUCGACGCGGCCGCGUUCUGCCUCCGCGGCGCAGCCGCGCGCCUCAACUUCCCCGACCAGCUCCCGGCAGAAUUCACGACGGCGGCCGCGUCGCACGAGCAAAUCCAAGCCGCGGCGGCACGGCACGCCAGUAAUCAGCCCCCGCCGGUGAUGGAAGAGACCUCGCCGGCUUCGCCGGUGCUUGUAGGCGAAGAAUUCUCUUUUGCGCACGACGACUUCUGGUGCGAAUUAUAUCCGGUGGCGGCGGGGAACCAAUGCCGUGAGCGGCCGGCGGCGGCAGUGGCGGAGGACCUGGAGGCGACGCCGGAUAACCAGGAGAAGCCCGCGACGGAGAAGUCAAUGGAAGUACGCAAUGAUUUUUACCCUUUCGCCUACGAGAACUUCUUCUCCGAUGAGUUUUUUCCGGUGGCGGCGGGGAACCAAUGCCGUGAGCGGCCGGCGGCGGCAGUGGCUGAGGACCUGGAGGGGACGCCGGAUAACCAGGAGAAGCCGGCGCCGGAGAAGUCAAUGGAAGUGCGCGAUGAUUUUUACCCUAUCGCGUGCGAGGACUUCUUCUCCGAUGAGCUUUUUCCGUUGCCGCCGCCACCGCCGCCGGCAGCGGCGGAUUGCUACGAGGAUCGGAUUGAGAUCUUUGAUGAAUUCCCAACUCUCUGGAGCUUCUAG